This is a messenger RNA of Phlebotomus argentipes, 3114 nucleotides long. RefSeq lists its product as uncharacterized. Gene Ontology annotation, biological process: monocarboxylic acid transport; transmembrane transport. Gene Ontology annotation, molecular function: monocarboxylic acid transmembrane transporter activity. Bases 1 to 1977 code for a protein of 658 amino acids. NCBI's taxonomy places the organism in Eukaryota, Metazoa, Arthropoda, Insecta, Diptera, Psychodidae. The record is from RefSeq and is a predicted model, not a curated record. The transcript has 4 exons.
AUGGGCGUGAGGGAGCAAGUGAUAGUGGAAGAGGCGGAAGAGUCCGUCGAGAAGGAGGAGAUCAAGAAGAUUCCUCCCGAUGGCGGUUGGGGAUUCGUGGUGGUCAUUGCGUACGGACUGGCGAAUGGCAUUGUGAUUCCGGUGCUGCAGAGCUUCGGCCUGAUCUACAAUGAUCAGUUCAAGGCGAUGCAGCUGACCGCAACCGACUCAGCCCUGAUCGUCAAUGUGGCGUCCGCGGUGGGAAUGGGCAUGGGCCUCUUCAAUGGGCCACUGCUGCGGAUUUAUGGCUACAGGAAAGUGAGCGUGGCGUCUGGAGUAUUCUUCUCCGUUGGACUCAUUCUCACCUCGUGGGCCUCAACUUUCACUCACUUCAUCAUCACCUACAGUAUUCUAACAGCCAUCGGCUUCGGGAUGGCCACUUCGGGAUUCUCCCUCGCGCUCAACUCGUACUUCGUGGCGCGGAGGAAUAAGGCUGUGGGCAUCGCGAUCACCCUCACAGGCCUCGGGCCGAUAUUGUUUCCUCAGCUGGUGUCACUGCUCCUUGCCAAUUAUGGCGUUCAGGGAACUGUUCUGAUCAUCGGCGCUGUCUCUCUCCACAUCGUCUUGGCGGGAUUGCUUCUGCAGCCCAUCGAAUGGCACAUGAUUGAGGGGAAAUCCACUCACAGUCGUCCUGAAGAGAAGGAGAAAAUCCCCAGAGAAAUAGAAAUGCAGGAGCGUCCAAGAAUGGCUGCAACAUCAGACAGUCUGCCAAGAAAGACUCCGGAAAAGAUAGAAGAACUCUGGGAAUUCCCAUCGGACGAUGAGCAAAUGUACCUGGAGUAUCCCUACAGAAGGAUCUCCAUUGAUCACAAUGCAGACACGCAAAGUAUUUACGGCUUUGAAGUCAUUCCCAUGAAGAUCGACUGCACAUUGUGCUCGCGAAGUCCUGGCGUUCCUCCGGUGAGGAAAUGCGCCACUUUCACCGAUCUCGAGCGUGUGAGGAGCGACAUGGGAAGUCCUCCGCCGUCUCCUGGACCACUCAGUGCCAUUCCCAAGAAGCGCUGGUUCGAAACCGGCUCCCUGGACACGGUGAAUCUCGGCAGUUCCGUGAAGAUAUUCGACGAGAAGUUCCACGAGUUGAAAGAUCCGCGCCGGAGUCAUCCUGGCAGUCGCCGGAGCAGCUUCAUGAAGAUGUCAGGUGUGACAGAGGAGGAGGAACAAGAGGGGCUGGUGAAUGGGAAGGGACAAGGGACGAAGCAGCCACUGAACAGAUCCAUGAGCACUGAGAGCUACUAUGCAAAUCUGCCCGUCCGGAAGCCAGCGAAGAAAGUCUUCCGGCAGUAUUUGCGUCGCGUGGUGAAGUUCUUCGAUCUGGAUCUGCUCAAGGAUCCCAUCUAUGUCAAUCUGAUGCUGGGCAUGUCCGUGGCAAUCUUCGCAGAACUCAACUUCUCCCUCUUCACACCCUUCAUUCUGGCCGACAUGGACUUCAACACUGACCAGAUCGCCGCUGUUAUGACUCUGCUGGGCAUCGCCGAUCUCGUCUUCCGCUUCCUGGCGCCCUUCAUCGGGGACUACUUCCAUCAGUCCGCGCGACGAAUGUACGUUUACAGCCUCGUGUUGCUGAUCAUCGGACGGUCAAUGGUUCCCUUCGCACACACGUACUUCUGGAUGCUGGGCGUUGGCUUCUUCCUGGGCGUGGCCAAGGGCGUGCGAUCGGUCUACAUGAGCCUGGUCAUUCCCAGUUACAUCAGCAUCGAGAGAUUGGCCUCAGCGUCGGGCAUUCAGAUGGUGACAAAUGGCAUUCUCCUGCUCACAUUCGGACCUUUGAUGGGCAUCAUCAGAGACGUUUCCGGGAGCUACGUUCACUGCAUCAUCUUCAUCAAUCUCGUGACCGCCACAACGCUAAUCAUGUGGGCAAUUGAGAUGAUCUACCUUAAACACCGCAAAACGCCCGCCUCAGCGGCCUCCAAUUCCAGCCAGAAGAAUGGGAAGCAAUAAGUCUUCCGACGUAGAUUUGAUGGCACACAAACUACUCCUCACAAUGGCCAUGGGAGACAACAUUAUUUCCCAAGUGUGGCGGCAAGAAAAUUCUCAGUGAAUUUCUCCGCGGCGAGAAAGUCAAGCGAAAAAGUGACUUAUGAAAAUCAAUGAAAGCCCAACAAUGCCAAAGAAGAGUCUUGUGUGCGUAGUAAAGUAAGUCAGGAAAAUUGAUUUAUUUCCCAUCACAAUAAUCUCUCUCUUUCUCUCUUUCUUGUGCCUGAUUGAGUGAUUUGCCAGUGGCUUCUUUUUCUUAAAUGGUUUUGCUGUGUGCGAUGAUGUUGGGAAGAGUGAUGAUGAUCAUGAGAGAAAUAAAGGUGUAUUUUUAAUUGCUGAGUUACACAUUUUUCUUGUUAUUAUUGUCUUUCCUCCUUCGUCAAUUAUAUACCUCUUUACACACAUUGUCUUAAAUGCCGCGCACUUAAAUUAUACUGCGCCAUCGCGCGUUCCUCUUUUCUCCAUCGAAAUUGCAUUUUAUAUGUACAAACACACAUCAAAUUCAAUUGGAAAAUGAUCUCCGCAAGAAGAUAUACACAAAGUAAUGCUCUCGCGCGGGAUUAUUCAAUUUGAGAGAAAUUGAAAUAAACAUAUACACAUGAUUGUGGGAAGUUUUUGCCCAGGUGAGAGACAGUGUCGCGCACGCACUGAGGAAAAUUACACUCUCUUUCCUCGCUGUGCCCGAAACAAAGACUGCGCGAAAUCAUCAACUUCAGUCGGGCUCAGAUGCUUAUGGUUUGAGCAAAAUGAGGAAUGUGCGAAUGUUAUGCUUUACAAAAGUUAAUGAAGACGCGCAUUGUUGCUUGUCGCCAUCAUGUUGCAGUGUACUUUGAGACUGAGAUUAUCCUAAAGUAUUAUUUUACUCUUAUUCUACACAUUAACAAUAAUCACCUCCUUUUCUGCCGCCUCUCGAAUUAACUUAUUGCCAAGGGAGAGAUAAUAUGCCCUAAAUCUGUACACCACUUCUGAACACUUCCACUUCCAUGCGAUAUUUCCGCAAGAAUCGACUUAAGAACGCAUUUUUGGACAUCUUUUCCGACCAUAACCUCAAAAGUAUCUAAAAGAUCUUCAAAAACUCUGUUUCGAAGCAUUCUAGAUCAC